AUGCAACCAGGCGGACAAAGUCUUGUUGAUCGGCUUUUAGCUGCUAAAAAUACAAUUGCUGGACAAGCUCUAGCAAAAAUUGUUUGUAAAGCAACAACAGAAGAAAUUAUGGGUCCAAAACGAAAACAUCUUGAUUUUCUUUUACAAGCAACAAAUGAAAUGAAUGUAUCAAUACCUCAAUUGGCUGAUUUAUUAAUUGAACGUACACAAAAUUCAUCAUGGGUUGUUUCAUUUAAAGCAUUAAUUACAAUACAUCAUUUAAUGUGUUUUGGAAAUGAACGUUUUGAAGCUUAUAUGGCUUCACAUAAUCAUAGACUUCAACCAGCUGCUUAUUUAGAUCGUAUGGGAAUGCCUGGUGGUGAUAUGUCGAAUUAUAUUCGACGUUAUGCAAGUUAUUUAAAUGAAAAACGAGAAUCUUAUAAAUUAAUGGGUUAUGAUUUUUGUAAAAUUAAACGAGGAAAAGAUGAUGGAGUUCUUCGAACGAUGCCUACUGAAAAAUUAUUAAAAGCAUUACCUAUUCUUCAAAAACAACUUGAUGCUUUACUUGAAUUUGAUGUUACACCUAAUGAACUAACAAAUGGUGUUAUAAAUAGUUGUUUUUUUCUUUUAAUCAAAGAUCUCAUACGUUUAUAUGCAGCUUUUAAUGAUGGAAUGAUUAAUUUACUUGAAAAAUAUUUUGACAUGAAUAAAAAACAAUGUCGCGAAGCAUUAGAUAUUUAUAAGAAAUUUCUUGAUCGAACAGAUAAAGUUUCAAAUUUUCUCAAAGUUGCUGAACGUUACGGUCAAUUAUUUGACCGAUCCUCUUGGAAAAAGACAUCGGGUAUGGAACGAAGUGAAAUUCCUGAUUUAUCACGAGCUCCAAGUAGUCUUUUGGAAGCAUUGGAAAAUCAUUUAGCACAUAUGGAAGGUAAAAAAUUAACAUCACAAACAUCAAUAUCAAGACAACAAACUGAACAAGAUUUAAAAAGUUUUUCACGUGAUUUUAUAUUUAAUGAUAGUGAUGAUCCACAGAAAAUUCUUGAAGAAGAAGCUAAAGCACUUGCACAAUUUAAUAAGAGUAAAGAUUCAUCUGCAUUUACACAACCAACAACAGCUAACAAUAAUUUUGGUGAUACAGAUUUCUUUUCUCAACAAACAUCAUCAAAUGGUCAACACACAAAAUCACAUACAACUGCACAACAACAACAAUUAUUAACAGAUGAUCUUUUUUCACUUGCUACACCACCAUCACAAACAUCAACAAAUACAUUUUUUAAUAAUAAUCAAAAUACUUUUCCUGUAUUUCAACCACAACAACCAUUCUCAAAUGUUCUUGAUACAUCAGCACCUAAAGCAGAAGCUCCUCCAUCAACUGAAACAUCGACAGUAACAAAUAUAUCUGAAGCAAACUUUUUCGAUGAUAUUCUUCAACCAACAUCAAUGUCAUCAAAUAAAAAUAUAUCAACAACACCCGUAUUUACUACUAAUCAAAACAUUCCAUCAACAACAAAACCACUUCAAUCAGGUGAUCUUAAUUCAUCUCUUAAUCAAUUAUUAGAAAAUCUUGAUAUGAAAGAUCGUUCGAAAAUUGGAAAAGAUCAUCAAUGGACACCAAGUGAUAGUAAAAAUCAACAAAAAAUUGGUAUCGGAGGUGGAACUAUGCAUAGUCCUGGCACAGUAUGGCCAAAUCAACCACCAAUGAUGGGUGGAUCAUUUGGUGGUAUGAAUGUUCAACAAAAUACAAUGUGGCAACAACCAGCAACUCAAACAUCAUCAACCAAUCCUUUUGCUGCUCCUACUGGUCAAUCGCAAAUGGGCUUUGGCAGUAUGGGACCUCGACCAACGGGUGCAGGUACAAAUCCAUUUGCUGCUCAACCAUCAUUUGGCGCUUCACCAUUUGGUCAACAACCAAAACAAAAUCAGCAGCAAGUUAAUGAUCCAUUUGGCAGUCUUUAA
Rotaria sordida is the source of this 1935-nucleotide messenger RNA. The record is from the annotation of a GenBank genome assembly. Lineage: Eukaryota; Metazoa; Rotifera; Eurotatoria; Philodinida; Philodinidae.